AUGGAGGGGGCGCACGCGACAGUCCUGGAUGCAAUAAUGAACCGGCUAUCCUCUUUCCUGCGGCCCGCAGCCCGCAAAGCGCCUCGGUACUCUGUUCGGCCCUUCUACACCACAAUAUUGGUGUUUACGGCCCUUGCAACACUCAGUCUGCUCAUAUCAUGGUCUGAAAAGGACACGGCGCAUCUUCGCACGGCAGCGGACCCGCUGCUUGUGAAGCGAGAAGGCGAACCAGAGUGUCGUCUUGUCCGUGAAGUCGAAGACCAAUGUGGAUACGUCCGUGACAAUUGCCCGGACCACCAAGAUGGUCUGUUCUCUUACCUACAGCUUUACUACUGCGCCCUGCCCGACGCGAAGCCGCUUGCGUUCAUAGUCUUGAUACUCUGGCUGUCACUUCUGUUCAGCACGAUCGGAAUAGCAGCCAGUGACUUUUUGUGUAUUGAUCUUAGUACUCUGGCGAGCGUUCUAGGCCUGAGCGAAAGUCUGACGGGCGUGACGUUUCUCGCGUUUGGCAAUGGAAGUCCCGAUGUCUUCUCGACAUUUGCUGCGAUGCGGUCCAAUAGUGGCAGCCUAGCCAUUGGCGAAUUGAUCGGAGCGGCCAGUUUCAUCACAUCCGUCGUGGCCGGCUCAAUGGCGCUAGUCCGGCCGUUCAAGGUUGCGCGGAGGAGCUUUGUCCGAGAUGUCGGGUACUUCGUGGUCGCUGUCAGCUUCAGCAUGUUCUUGCUGGCCGACGGCCGGCUUCACCUGUGGGAAUCAGCGACGAUGGUGGCUCUCUAUCUGUUCUAUGUUAUAAUGGUUGUGACAUGGCACUGGUACCUCGUCCGGCGCCGGAGAAGACACGAAAGAGAUAUGGCAGCACGAACGCAUUUCCACAUCCCAGAAAACCAGGAACUGGAUUACGAACAACCAAUGGACGACGAUGACCCCGGUGUUGCGGAAUCGCACGAGUCGCGAAGUCUCCGCGGCGCGUCCACUGAAGAUUUUGAUCUUCUGGAGCGCGCCGAGCGAACCCCGAGCUGGAAGGAAGAGGAGGACGAAGAUGAUGAAACGAGAAACCAGUAUCUUGCCGAAAUUCGGGACAAUAUGCACGUCUAUCGACCACCUAAUCCAUCACGGCGGAACACUAUGAAUCCUAUCCGGCCGAGUCUGGUCGGUGCACUGGAAUUCCAAUCUGUACUUCACUCGCUCCAGAAGUCCAGAAAUAUCAGGUACACACCCGCAAUUAGCCUGAGUGGUUAUUCGGAUGAUGGUGAUGCUUCUCAACCUUGGGACACUCGGUCAGUUGCAUCUCAUCCUCGUGCCACCAGGCCCUCUGGAACCAACGACCGUCUUUCCCCGAAUAGCGCGGAAAGAUCCCGAGCGCGAGCUGUUUCGGCCAGUGGUGCCGAGGGCUUGAGAUUGGAUCCCAGUGUGCUCGAUCGUCGCCAAGAUGAAGCACCGCAGCUUACUGUCAGGCGGCCUUCUGAUGAGGUCGCCAAUAGACAAUCAUUGCAGCCUCCGCGAAUAGAUACCAGCGUGGCACUGGCUGUCUCCCCGGCAGAGUCUGUCCAGGCGUCACUAAACAUGAGCCCUGUAGCAGCUGCAGCUCCUCACACACCGGACCUGUUGGCUCCUCCAGGUGCAUUCAAUUCCCCCAACUACCAAACGAGUGCCACCCAUGAGCGAUCGCCGCCAGCAGUCUCACCAAGAGGCACCGGUGUCAGCUAUACCUCUAUCCCUGCCCUUGCGCCGGAAAGCCCUGCGGCUCCUUUUCCUACAUACGUUGAUGAGUCCUCUGCUCCAUCUUCUCGUGCGCCCAGCAUUCGUUUGCCGAACCCUGUAGCCAGCCCCUCGGAACAGUUGCUGGUCCAUGAUGAUAUGGAUGAUAUAGCCACCGAGAGUUCUUCAUUCCGAAUGACAUUGAAGAAAUUGUGGCCUAGCUCUGUCCUUCCUCCCCCGCAGCAGAUCGGCUGCACGCUUUUCCCAACCCUGGUUGGCUGGAAAGGCAAAAGCUUCAUGGAACGCUUUCUGGGAAUUGUGGCCGCGCCUAGUAUAUUCCUCCUUACCAUCACUGUGCCGGUUGUUGAACCCCAGGCUCCUGAGAUUGUCGAACCAGAUCCUGUCCCAGCAGUGGUCAUCGAACAGAUUGAUGGCGAUGGGCCCUCUCCCCGGGCGAGACUGCCAUCUGAUAGCCCGGUUAUGCACCCAAUCGGGCAUGGCCGGAAUAGUUCUAUCCCUGAUAUCUCCAGGCCACAUCCUCAUCGGCGCAAGUCCACGCUUCAAAAUUCGUACAGUCGGCCUCGUUGGGACUCAGAAUUGCCAGCUGCACCGCCACCUCCCGAAAACGAGCCUGUUGCACCCGUUAAAGAUUGGAACCGCUGGCUGGUAUCAAUUCAACUGUUCACGGGACCUCUAUUUUUUACCCUCAUUGCAUGGACUGCCGCAGACACGACUCUCGAUCCGCGGAACUUCAUUCUCCCAUGCCUCAUUUCCCUCCUCUUCUCAUUCCUCUGCCUCGCGGCCCUCACCAUCACAACACGCAGCCGCCCAUGGCACAGACAGGGGAUAACCGACCAGUCAUCCGAGAACAACUUCUCCGACCUCCCUCGAGUCAAAUCUCUCCCAUCUUCAUGGCGCCCAGUCCUCUCCCUCCUCGGCUUUUUCGUCGCCAUAUCAUGGAUCGCAACCAUCGCCACGGAGGUCGUCUCCCUCCUCAAAACCAUUGGCGUUAUCCUUGAUAUCUCCGACUCGCUUCUAGGCCUAACUGUCUUCGCCGUCGGAAAUUCACUCGGCGAUCUUGUCGCCGACAUCACCGUCGCCCGACUCGGAUACCCAGUCAUGGCACUGAGCGCCUGCUUCGGCGGGCCCAUGCUCAACAUUCUACUCGGUAUUGGUCUAGGCGGUCUCUACAUGACCAUGAACAGAACAAAGCCAUCCCGUCGUGACGAGAUCUUCGCGGGGGGCGUGACUCCUGCGGAAACACCAUACGAGAUUGAGGUCUCAAAGGUUCUUAUUAUCAGUGGCGCUACCCUCUUGGUUGUUCUGGUCGGCCUUCUCAUCGUUGUUCCGCUGAAUAACUGGCGGAUGGAUCGGAGGAUUGGGUGGGGGCUUGUUGUUGUUUGGUGCAUUAGUACCAUUGGAAAUAUCAUUGCUGAGGUUACAUAA
Penicillium argentinense is the source of this 3141-nucleotide messenger RNA. RefSeq names its product sodium/calcium exchanger protein. Gene Ontology annotation, molecular function: monoatomic cation transmembrane transporter activity. NCBI's taxonomy places the organism in Eukaryota, Fungi, Ascomycota, Eurotiomycetes, Eurotiales, Aspergillaceae. The record is from RefSeq and is a predicted model, not a curated record. The coding region runs from base 1 to 3141 and encodes 1046 amino acids. Gene Ontology annotation, biological process: transmembrane transport; intracellular calcium ion homeostasis; monoatomic cation transport. Gene Ontology annotation, cellular component: membrane. The transcript is spliced from 3 exons.